AUGAUAUUUUAUUUAAAUAAAAAUUUAUUUUUAAUAUAUUUAAUAAAAUAUAUGUAUGGAUUAAAAUUAUAUAAAGUUAAUUUAUUAUUAAUGCUUAAUAAUAUAAAUUUAUUUAAUAUUAAAAGGGAUAUUAUUAAAAUUAAAUUAAGUUUAUAUAGAUUAAAUAUAUAUAUAUGCAAAAUAUUUAAAAUUAAGAUGAAUAAUAUAAUUUUUAAUAAAAUUAAAAAAUUUAAUAUUAAUGUUAAAUGA
Molecule: messenger RNA, 249 nt
Organism: Plasmodium malariae
Lineage: Eukaryota; Apicomplexa; Aconoidasida; Haemosporida; Plasmodiidae
Source: the annotation of a RefSeq genome assembly